Messenger RNA from Pygocentrus nattereri (red-bellied piranha), 4262 nucleotides. RefSeq names its product ankyrin repeat and MYND domain containing 1 (gene ankmy1). The coding region runs from base 894 to 4106 and encodes 1070 amino acids. The record is from RefSeq and is a predicted model, not a curated record. The transcript is spliced from 18 exons. Gene Ontology annotation, molecular function: protein binding. Lineage: Eukaryota; Metazoa; Chordata; Actinopteri; Characiformes; Serrasalmidae.
GUGCUUAUAGACCGGCUCUGACAAGCCGUCAGAACCGCAGCGGAACUUCCUGUCAUAUCUAGCAGCUAUCACAGGAAGAUAGUUAGGCACUGUUUUUCUCUUUCUGGAUCAUUUUGGCCAAAAAUAAGUGCAAAAGUGAGGAACUAUACAUUGGAAACAGGCAGUGCAGCACAAACAAGGGAAAAAUGACUAGUUACUAAUUACUCAGAUCAGUGGAGAGAGUAGCUCACCCGAAUAAGUAGCUCAGAGUUACUGAACAACUAGGAGCCAGAGAGAGAGAGAGAGAGAGAGAGACACCGAGAGACCGAGACACCCCGGGACGCCCCUGUUGCUAAGCUGCAUGCCCUCUGUAACUUGGGAACAGAAAGGGCGAUGUAAACACGCUGGGCUGGGCGUAUCGAAUGUCUUUUUGGAGUUAUGACUCGGUCUGUUCGCUUUUCUCCGGUGGAGUCCGCAGCUCCCCGGUGACGGUGGGUUCCUCUGGGCUCCUCUGGGCUCCACUGGGCUCGCACAGCACAGGCACUCCGACCAAGUUCAUUACAGCGGGCCGUCUGAGUGGAAAUAGCCGCCUGUAAGAGCAGCAGGUCGAUUCUCAGCGCUCUUCACUCACAGUGUUUUGGGACGUUUUGGUAAAAGCUAAAGUUUUUAUUUUUUAAAUGCGAACUAAUUAAAACUGCCGUUGUCAAAGUAACCAAACUGCCUCGAGCGCUUAUAGAGCGCGUUCGUGUUGAUCCAGAAAACAUAAAGAAAGCGUUAAAAAGUUCUGCUUCACACUGCCGCUGUUACAGUAACAGAUCAGCGCCCGAGCAAAACUUUUACUCCCUUAGAAAACGUGAACUCGAGCGGUCACUCUGAAAUGCUCCGGGACGUUCAUCACCCACAAUGUUGCUGUAAUGCCGUUACUGGGCAGAAGAGGGCGCAGCUGCAUGUCGCAUGCAGUGAGGAGUAAGGGAGCCGGAGCCGGAGCAGGAGCAGGAGCAGGAGCAGGAGAGCAGCGCUGGACUGACGGAUCCACGUACAGAGGAGAGUUUGUGGACGGUUUGAAACAGGGAGGUGGGGUCUUCACCUGGGCCAGCGGAGAGGCAUAUGAAGGCUCCUUCUACAAGGAUUACCGCCAUGGGAGUGGAACAUACUCCUGGCCGGAUGGGUCGCGGUUCACUGGGAAGUUUUAUCUGAAUCGUAAAGAGGGAUAUGGGGUCCAUGUGUUCCCAGAUGGAACUACCUUUGAGGGUCUGUACCAUGCUGAUGAACGCUUUGGGCCUGGAGUGGUCACAUAUGGAGAUGGACGGCAGGAUGUGGGUAUAUGGUACAGACAGUGGCUGCUGCGUCUCUGCACAAGAGUAGAGGGAGCAUUCACGCUAAAGGCUGUCCCAGGUUACGCGGCCCGACUCCCAGAACAAGAAUGUCUGACCGAGACCCAAGCUGAGGGCCUCACCCACCCUUCCCUAAUUACAAGGCCCGGUACAGAAAACAAGCAAGUCCACUCAGUUGAUACAUCUCUGCUUGAUGACCCUUCACUGCUGGAGGACGAGUGGUUCAUUCUGCCGCCAGACAUCCACUGCUAUUCCAUCGACUCGGACCACCUGCCCAUAACUCGCCACUUGAGGCAAGAACUGGACCUGCACUUCUUUGGCAGGAGCGAUGUAAUCACACCAUCAUUCUCAGAAGGUCUGCCCGUGCAGCAGCGAAUAGAGGCCCAUGUCCACACACACAGAUUUGAGGCUGAAGGCCUGUGCUGGAACGUUGCUGCUGUCCUGGCUAUGAACAGGGAGCCAUUUGGGUCUAAGGGACCCCUGGAGCUCAGCUCAGAAAGACUCAUCAGAGAGGCAACCUUUGGUGACCCCUCAGCUGUACGCAAUGUCCUGCGAGCUGGAAACGUCCACCCUGAUGUUGGUGAUGCUGGAAGGUUCACUGCCCUCAUUGCUGCUACGGUGAACUGUCACGAUGAUGUGAUCCACUUGCUGCUGGACAGUGGGGCUGAUGUGAAUAAGCUGAAUGCUGAAGGCAUGUCCGCUCUGGCUGUGUGCGCCGUCCUCUACUACCCAUUCCAGUCUCUACAAGAGACAGUGGCUGAGAGGGGAUCUCAGAAAGACACCCCAAACCCAGAGAGAAGAGCCCCUUCAGGCACGCAUCAAGAGGAGUAUGUUGACCCCCUGAGAGAGAGGCAUGGACACAAAAGUGAUAGAGAAAUGAUCACAGCCAGCCAAAGUGACCAGGUGCAAUGUGAUGAUCCUUCAGCUGAGGGUUUCAGCAGAGCUGAGGACCCAAGCGCUCCAGAAAACACUGAGUGCACUGAAAGUCCCCAAAGAGCAGAGGAGGUUCAUCAAGAGGCUGAAGCUCAGGAGAGGUCUAUCCAGGUGCUAGACGGGAAAAACUCAGUUACUUUGAGCCAAGGAGAGGAUGAGGGUGCAGGCGCCCCUUCCGGAGAGCAAGAUCUGGAUCCGAGGAGCACAUCAGAGGAGAAAAGCUGGAGCGCAGUGGAGGAUCCUGCCUUUGACUCAGCUCUUUCCAUGGCUAGCUUUAGUGUGAACGUCACAGAGGACAUCAUGCAUCAAAUGGUAGAGGCCCUGUGCCAAGGAGGCCACGUGAAGCCUGCAAACACCCCUGAAACUGUCCGUAAGAUGGCGCUCAUGAAGACUGAACAUCAGGUCCGCUGGUCCACUCUGAAGCUUCUCCUGGACAGAGGGGCGGACCCCAAUGCCUCCAGCGUCCCUAUGCCUGUCAUCUUCCUGGCCAUUAAAGCAGGUCAUGUUGAGGGCGUGAAGCGGCUGCUGGAGUGUGGCGCUUGCACAGACUUGCCCUUACCCGCCGAGCUAAAGGGCCUAUACCCACUGCAUGUCGCAGCUGGUCUGCUUGGCCCGGAUGGGCCUAAGAUCACAGAACUGCUCCUGCAUGCUGCUGCGGACCCUGAUGUCAAAGCGCAAGAUGCCAGUGAGGUGUACGAACUGGACAAGAGUACAGCGGAGCCUCAGGCCGGUUCUGUGACCAGGUCCUGCCUGGACUCUGGACCCCCACCCUACACCUACACAACCACUGCAGAGAGCCCAGAGGAAGGGGGAAGGACUCCGCUUCAUGUGGCCUGUCAGAGAGACAGCGAUUACAUAAAUGCCAGAGAUGUGGUCUCCGUCCUUCUUUCCCACAAGGCGAGCACCAGCCAUCUGUGGAGCGGCCAUUCUCCCCUCUCGCUGGCCAUCGCCAGUGGCAACGACCUUGCCGUUGAUGAGCUUCUGGCCGGUGGAGCUGACCCUAAUCUGCCCCUCUCCCACGGUGUAGGCAGUGCUCUGUGCGCCGCCGCCAACUUCAGCUAUGACUUUGGGCCUCAUCUGCAUAACCGAAUCAAACUGGUUGAGAAGCUGACAAAGGCUGGUGCCAACAUCCUGAUGCCCGUGGAAGUUGGUGAAGGCCGCAGAAGCAGGCUUGGAACAGCAGUGGAUUACGCCCAUCACGCUUUUAAUCAGAACUGGCGUGUUGCCCACACACCGUACCACUCCCUAAACCAGCGUGAGAGAGAGGCCUACAAUGCACGCCGCCAGCUGCUCAACACCAUGGGCAAUCUACUGAGGAAGGCAGCCAUCAGCCUGGAGAAACAGCAUUUAGAAGCAGAGCAGAGCCAGGGCAUACGCGGUGCGAGUCCUGCAGGCAAGUUUGUGUUUACUGGAGCAGGAGCAACUCCUCCUGGAACCAGAGCAAGAGUGCAUCUCACUGCAGAACAGCACGGGACAACCCCAAAUGAUCAGAGAUCAGGGAGUAAAGACAAGACUGAGACUUUAACUGUGAGGAAACCUCUGUUUAAGUACUGCUACCAGUGUGGCCGCUCGGUGUGGGUGGUCUUGAUGGCCUGUAGCCGCUGCCACGAGGUGUUUUACUGCAGUAAGAUGUGCAAGAUGAAGGCCUGGAACGAGAGGCAUAAGGAGGAGUGCAUCCGUGUGCCAGGCCCUAGAAGUGCUGAGGGCAGGUAUUCCUCUGGUGAACAGCGACGCGCUCUUUCUGGAAAAAGCUCUGGACGAGGCCAAGAUCAUCAUCCCAGACUGGAUAAACCAAACUCAAUCAAGACAACGCCACACAGCCACCAGCAUGACCCCAAAGAAAAUUACAGCUUUAUUUGAGAUGUGAUACAAAGACUAUGUAGGUGAGAGAAAGACAUUUCAUACAGAGUCCCAUUAAACGUCAGCACGUCUGUAAAUACAGGGCAGUGGGCAAACUUUUGUGUUAUGGAUUUAUACGAUUUUUAAAAUAAAGCAUGGUGACGAUACAGAACCUGA